Molecule: messenger RNA, 1618 nt
Organism: Strongylocentrotus purpuratus (purple sea urchin)
Lineage: Eukaryota; Metazoa; Echinodermata; Echinoidea; Camarodonta; Strongylocentrotidae
Exons: 10
Coding region: 201-1436 (411 amino acids)
Biological process (GO): homologous chromosome pairing at meiosis; meiotic attachment of telomere to nuclear envelope
Cellular component (GO): nuclear inner membrane
Molecular function (GO): DNA binding
Source: RefSeq, a predicted model, not a curated record
AGCACAUAUGCGCCAUCUCACGUUGGAACCUGGUCAAGCGGGAAAAACUGAAAAAUUGUAAUGUCAAAAUCUAGCUUGUUUUUUUUUAUUUUUGGACCUGAAAUUCGUUCGUUAAGACAGCUCGACUACCCAAGGGAGGUCACGAAAAUUGAGAACCGGGAAAACUAGACAUCCAGGUUUUAAGAAUAGCCAGCCAAAAGAUGUCUCUGACAAAAUUUACCCUACCUGGAAAGGACUGCCGUUGCAUCGUGUACGAGGGCAAAGUGUGCAAGAUCAAGACUUUGAUGCCACCCCUCACAGAUGGGACCAUCGGUGACUACAUUGAUAACAAAACUCUCCAAGAAGAACUUGAGGACAUUAUCAGGGCUGUCUUGCGCAUCCCCCACAGUGUGGACCCAGUAACGUUGAGGACAGAACACUUGUUUGUACAGCCAGAGAAAAAAGAAUGGAACCUACCUCACAAAGUUGAAUUCAAACAACCUGGUCAGACACUCAUUGCUCUUCCUUACACGUAUGUCCUUAAUCUUCAACUUUAUGCUGCUAAAAAGGAAACCCUUGAGGAACCACAGAUUCAGGAAGAGGACAUGGAAUCAAACAAGAGGAAAGCUGAACGAUCGUCAUCGCCAUCUAAAUCAACUGAACAAAGCAAAAGACCAAAGAGGAAACUCAUUCAAGAGGGACCCAUAUCGAGCUCCUCUUCUCCCCGACGCUCAAACCGGCGCAUGGCACCAUCACGCGGCUCUGCUUCCAGCUCCAACAAGCCAGGCUACAUCCUGAGGAAGCGUGCCCUGAGGGUCACCACCAGCAACAACACGAGCAACAACAGCAACAUGUUGCAGAGAGGAGGUAGCCACACAAUCCCACCAGAUGAUAAACGAUUAGAUGAAGCAGGGAUGUUAGAUGGUUGGGAUGAACAGACAGGUAGAAGGAAUAGGGAUCGGAUAGAUAUAGAGAGACAGAAGAGGGAACGUUCACCUGAGUUAGAGUCGGGAUUUAGUAGGCUGGUGCAAGGGAAGGCUGCCGUGGGUCCAGAAAGAUUUCCAAGGGCAAAUGAAUCUGCGGAUAGGGAUCAGAGCCAUGUUGAAUGCACUGGAGACCAGGGGCCUAUGCCUGCCAGGCCAUCGGAUGGAGGAGCAGCUAGGGUGGGUGUCCCAGGACAUCCUGGGAGGGAGCGGGUGGAGCAACACGUCCUGCAGGAGCAGCUCAGGCUCCAGCAGAUGGCCAGUCCAGUAGGGGAUGCCAAAGCAGAGGAACAGCCCAAUGACAGAGGAGGAUUAAUCCAUAACAUGUUUGAUUGUGACGCCAGUGAAGAAGUUCUUCUUUCGAGACUGAAGAAAGACCAGGACAUUUGUCCAUUCAAGACUGGGGCUGCCAUCCCCUCCGUUUUCCUCUCUCCUCUCCCAAAAUUUCAGCUAGAAGGUCUUGCAUUUAUAUGAUUACCCAAAGAGAAAUUUGUAGACAGAAUAUGCCGAUCAAAAAAAUGUAUAAAGAUUGACAAAAGAAAACUCUGCCACACUGGAAAGAAAAAUACUUUAGUUUCAUCUAGACCUUUUUUCCUGUCAAAAAUUAUUUAUUCAUGUAGUUAUUAUUUAUAUUAAAAGCAUCAGUUACAUAGCAA